Molecule: messenger RNA, 1820 nt
Organism: Solea solea (common sole)
Lineage: Eukaryota; Metazoa; Chordata; Actinopteri; Pleuronectiformes; Soleidae
Gene: tnfrsf1b
Product: tumor necrosis factor receptor superfamily, member 1B
Exons: 9
Coding region: 123-1622 (499 amino acids)
Biological process (GO): regulation of T cell cytokine production; positive regulation of myelination; intrinsic apoptotic signaling pathway in response to DNA damage
Molecular function (GO): tumor necrosis factor receptor activity; tumor necrosis factor binding
Source: RefSeq, a predicted model, not a curated record
CUCAGGUCAAGGAAAUUGCUUCUGCUCGCAGACUGUCAGCCCGCCUUAACAAGAAAUGAACGGCGCCGCACGCACACUGGUAGCUGUAUCCUCACCGGUUUAUUAUUUCCUUUAAACAAGCCAUGAAGAACAUACUUGUACUCCUGGCUCUGCUGAGUGUCCGAACAAGCAAGGUGUGCUCUCAGCCCUAUGAGGCAGACUUGGACGGAAAAUGUCUCAACCCAACAAGAGAAUACAGAGUAGAUGACUCCAACCUGUGCUGCAAGAAAUGUCCCCCCGGACAACGUCUGAUACAGGAGUGCUCUCAAAAUACAGACAGUGUGUGUGAACCGUGUGAACAAGACCAGUACAUGGAGAGCUGGAAUUAUGCUCAGAACUGCUUCUCCUGUGUCAAGUGCAAAACAAAGAAAGGUCUGCUGUAUGGCAAGGUCUGCUCCUCCACCACAAGGUCCAGUUGUAUCUGCCAGUCUGGCAUGUAUUGCGAUAUGGGAUUUGAUGACCCAUACUGCACAGCAUGUCAAAAGUACAGCCCAUGCAGGGCUGGUUAUGGAGUGUCUGUGUCAGGGACGGCAAAUUCAAAUGUGAAGUGUACACGUUGCCCUGAUGGAACGUUCUCCGACACAAACUCCUACACUGACCCCUGUCGGCCGCACACAAAGUGUUAUGGGAAGGCAGUGGUACGGAACGGCAGCGCUACCUCAGACACAGUGUGUGAGAACACGGCGGCUGUUAUAUCAAAGCUGCCUCCAAGCAAAACAACAGGACAUCACCUUGACACUGUUCUGAUCUCCACUGCAAGUUCAAUAAAGAGCAAAGACACUACUAUGUCAGACUCCACACUGUCUGCCUGGCCAUCUGUUUCAGAGGAAGUAUCCAACCAUACAACAAAAAGUCUCCCGUCGCCCACAGAGUCUGGCAUUAACCUGGUUGCAGUGAUUGCUGGGAUCGUUGGAUCCGUUUUGCUUUUGUUUUUCAUCACUGUCCUUCUGGUAUUCCUUUGUAAGCCAGCCUGGAAGAAAGAUGUUGCGAGAUUUCAUCAUAAAUUAGAUGCAAAUGGAAACUGUGAGAGCGAUGAUAAACAGAUCAGUCAGAAUUUGGGAGAAACUCGGCUGACGUCAUUCACAGUCGGCUCAACAGAACAACAGUGUCUGUUGGAGAAUGUGGCAACCUGCAGUGACUACAAUCACUCUAUUGAAACUUUAACCAGAACAGACGACUGCAGCAGCCAGGAGGAGAUCGGCUCUUUGCAAUCCACCGCUGCCUUUAACAAUUCACACUGUGCUCUGUCAAGGCCCAUGACUUUAAUUUCCAAUGCGGAGCCUGUCACACCUCAGCCCAGUGUCCCGUCUCAGUCUCUCGCUCAGUCCUCCUCUCAGCCUACAAGCCCACAGAUCAUCAGCCCUGUGACCACCAGUCCUCACGUCAACGUCAACAUCACUUUCCACAUAGCGAACGGGUCAUGUGGCACGCCUGCUGUCGUACCCACAAAGUUGACAGAACCAGACUGUAACCUCCCCUUUGGAGAGGAAGAGGAGUCCUUCAGCAUCCCACAGCAAGAGGAUGGCAAACAGUCGUUAAUGUCAGUGCAGGACAGUACAGUGUGUGAAGAGUCACCUGCAUGAAAUUAGAAUUUAGGUUUACUUUGGUAUCAUGAAACAUUAGGUUGGCAUGUUUCUAUCAGAACAAGACAGGACAUUACAACACUGCCACACUGUGUAUAUGCAUAUAUGUAUAUAUUGAAUAUUGUAAAUAACUGUGUAAAUAUUGUUUCUUUCAAGGUCAAUUACAAAUAGUUGACAAUUAAAAAAGUGUAUAUAUUA